Asterias rubens (European starfish) is the source of this 2308-nucleotide messenger RNA. Its product is annotated as ficolin-3-like. Lineage: Eukaryota; Metazoa; Echinodermata; Asteroidea; Forcipulatida; Asteriidae. The coding region runs from base 269 to 1312 and encodes 347 amino acids. The transcript has a single exon. The record is from RefSeq and is a predicted model, not a curated record.
AGUAAGCUGCAGAUUUGAUUUGAUUUGGGUAUUUGUUGUGGGGUCACUGUUUGGUCUCUACAAGAUAAAAAGUGCAAAUUGUUGUCGUGGUUUUUAUUCACUGAAUUUUUGAUGACUCCUCUCAUAUGAAGAUGUACAGUGUCUCUACUACUCAAAUUGGUUGACCAUUAUCUUACUAAAGAGUUCCAGUUUCACGCUGUGCUCUACACUGUGUGUUUUUCUCUACUUUACGAGAGAUUGCUCCUUACUUUGUAACCAUCGAAACCAAAUGGGGGAAGUACGUUUGAUGACAUAUUUUCAUUGCGUGGGUCUACUGGUGUCUCUGCUAAUGUUGAAGCAGGCUAGGAGUUUUGGAAGUCUGUGUAGUGGGCUAAAACAUCAGUUUUACCACAGUGCAGAAAACAAGGUCCUCAAAAACUAUGUACAGAAAUGGAAAACUGUUGCCAAUGAUGUCAUCUGUGGACGAGAUUGCAGCAUGGAUGAGGACUGUAAGUCUUUCAACUUCUAUGAGUGUAAGAAACUCUGUGAGCUGAAUAAUGCAACAAGAGCUGGGCAUCUCCAAGACUUUCUUGAAGAUCAAGGGAGUGUUUACUUUGAUGAAGAUGAGGACACAACUCACUACAUAUCAACUGAGUCCACAACUGCUCAUUCGAUCAGCCCGUUGCCUAAACUUGGAACUUGUAAGCAGCUCUUGAACACAGGAAACACCCAAAGUAAAGUGUAUCCCAUCUACCCAGGUGGCAGCACUACUCAGGCUCUGCAAGUAUACUGUGACAUGGAGACUGAUGGUGGGGGAUGGACUGUAUUUCAGAGGCGACUGGAUGGCAGUGUAGACUUUGACCGCAACUGGGCCGAGUACAAGUCUGGCUUUGGUGAUCCAUCUGGUGAGUACUGGCUUGGCAAUGAUAUCUUAGUGGCCCUGACCUCUCUAGGGUCAUGGGACCUCAGAGUAGAUCUUGAGGGAUGGGACGGUCAAACAGCUUAUGCAAAGUACCAAUAUGCUUCGAUUAUCGGUGAGAAUUACAAACUUAAUCUCGGUACAGUCACUGGUCCUGCUGGUGGCUCUCUGCCCUUUGGCCAGCCAUUUACAACUAGGGAUAAGGACAACGAUAAUGUCCAUGACAAGAACUGUGCGGAAGUCCACCGUGGAGCUUGGUGGUUUAAUUACUGCUCACUGGGUUUGGGUUCUAACUUAAAUGGUGUAUACCACGACAUAAGCUCAAUAUCUUCAGCUGAACAGGGUAUUUGGUGGGAAACCUUUAAAAGGGAACCCCUGAAAACGAGCAGCAUGAAAUUACGUGAAAUUCCUUAAUCUUUCUGAUAAUUCCAAGAGUUAGGGAGUGCAACCCUAACCUAAACCCUAACAUUAACUCUUACCCUAAUUUUAACACAAACCUUGACCCUAACCCUAUAUUAACCCUUAACCCCAACCCUAACCUUUCCCCUAACCCCAAACAGUGCAUCUUUUUCAUAAUGCGAUUAAUUGUGCGAUUCUUGUACAACCAUGGUACAACUACAUACAUGCAUUAGGCAUUAACUUUAAAUUGCCUGAUUAAUUGUGCGAUUCUUGUACAUUUUCUUCAAACUGCCUGCUUAAUUGUGCAAUUCUUGUACAACUACAUACAUACAUUAGGCAUUGACUUCAAAUUGCCUGAUGUGCGAUUCUUGUACAUUUUCUUCAAACUGCCUGGCUAAUUGUGCAAUUCUUGUACAACUACUUGUACAUACAUACAUUAGGCAUUUACUUAAAAUUGCCUGAUGUGCGAUUCUUGUACAUUUUCUUCAAACUGCCUGGCUAAUUGUGUGAUUCUUGUACAACUACAUAAAUACAUUAGGCAUUUAUUUAAAACUGCCUGAUUAAUUGUGCGAUUCUUGAACAUUUAUUUAAAACUGCUCGAUUAAUUGUGCAAUUCUUGUACAUUUAUUUAAAACUGCUCGAUUAAUUGUGCAAUUCUUGUACAUUUAUUUAAAACUGCUCGAUUAAUUGUACAAUUCUUGUACAUUUAUUUAAAACUGCCUGAUUAAUUCUGUGUUUCGUGUUCAAAGAAAAAAAGUACUACCGUAUAUAAAAAUUAUAAAAAAAAUUCUCUCCAUAAAAUUUGGCUGAAGCAGUCCACUUGUCUCUUUGUUACAACAGUGAUGAACUUUACACACUAUAGUACCACACAGACAAAAGCAUGAACAAACACGUACUUCACAGGAAAACUGGUUCCCAAAUUGCCCAACCAAUGUUAUUGUGAGAGUGACUAUUAUCUUCAAGUACGCGCUAAUCCUCCAAUCAGAUUCGCAGAAUGGAGUGGUGAUAAAA